AUGGCGAGCGGAAGUAGCGCGGCGGCUGAUGGCGGCUCGGGCGAGCAACAGGCUCCGUCACGGCGCCACAACCCUCGAGCCGUGAGCCGGAAAGGCUGCAUGAGGGGAAAAGGCGGCCCGGAGAACGCUAGCUGCACUUACAAAGGCGUUCGCCAGCGGACUUGGGGGAAAUGGGUCUGCGAGAUUCGCGAGCCGAACCGCGGCUCGCGUAUCUGGCUCGGGACUUACGACAACUCGUAUGACGCAGCCGUGGCGUACGACGCCGCGGCUCGUUAUAUCUUCGGCCCCAAAGCCAAGCUCAACCUCCCUCAUCUCUGGGACGCCAACGCGCCCCCGCCGCCGAUGCCGCGGCCCAGCCGCGGCGUCGGCGUCGGUGUCGGCUCGAGUCAUUCCUUUCCCAGCCAGCCAUCCCCUGAAACCGGCGCCGCUGACGGAACCGGCGGCUCAACCGUCCCCGCGGCUUUCGGAAGCUGCGCCUCAUCAACCAGCUCGGCUCACCAAAACGCUUCCAUUUUCAACGGCUCCGUGAUCUCCUCCGGCGCUCCAGCGCAGCUCCAGAGCAUUAAGCUCCCGGAACUUGACAUGAACGAGAAGGCGCCGGAAAAUGAGGUGGAUGAUCCGACAGGGGAGGGAAUGUGGGGGAGCUUCAACCUGAACGGCUUACCGGAGAUUGACGACUCGUCAAUGUGGGCGGAGGCGACCGCCACCAGCGACAUUCAGGCCGCCGUGACUGACCCUGGGAUUUUCGACGGGAAGAUGUGGACCGCCGUGGACUACCCGUGGUACCCCUGA
This is a messenger RNA of Ipomoea triloba (trilobed morning glory), 792 nucleotides long. RefSeq names its product dehydration-responsive element-binding protein 2D-like. Bases 1 to 792 code for a protein of 263 amino acids. Lineage: Eukaryota; Viridiplantae; Streptophyta; Magnoliopsida; Solanales; Convolvulaceae. Gene Ontology annotation, biological process: positive regulation of DNA-templated transcription; response to stress. Gene Ontology annotation, cellular component: nucleus. The record is from RefSeq and is a predicted model, not a curated record. The transcript has a single exon. Gene Ontology annotation, molecular function: DNA-binding transcription factor activity; transcription cis-regulatory region binding.